Ilex paraguariensis (yerba mate) is the source of this 384-nucleotide messenger RNA. Lineage: Eukaryota; Viridiplantae; Streptophyta; Magnoliopsida; Aquifoliales; Aquifoliaceae. The record is from the annotation of a GenBank genome assembly.
UGUCCUCAAUGCAACAGCAAGUGCGCGUUGAAGGAUGUUCGAGUACUUUAUGCAUCGCAGAUUGUGGCUGUUAAUGAAGAAUUACAAAAGAAAGUUCGAUCACUUGAAGCUAAAUGUGCUUCUCUUGAGAAGAUGGGUGCUGACUGGUGUAAGAAAGAAGUUGAGUGGCGAAAGACAGAAGCAGGUUUGCAUUUGCAAGUGCAUCAACUUACAGAGAGGACCUGUUAUUUGGAGGGUCUAUUAGGAGAUCAGCAAAGCAAACUAUCAGGAUCCUUGGCUAGUAGUCGGGUUGUCAAGGACAAGCCACUCUUGGACAUAACCUUUAUUUCGAAUUUGAUAGGCAACGAUGUUCAAGUGGCUUCACAUUGCAGGAUAGACAACUAG